AUGACAGCCGCUGCAACCAUAGCCUCCACGGACAUGAGGCUUCUGCUGAGAGAUGAUGUUUUUGUCGACUUUUUCAACACAUUUCUGAACCUUCCUGUUUUUGGCCAGACACCCAUUUACAUCAGCAGCAUGGGCCGGUGGGACCUCUGGCCAGAGCUGCCAAGCUGCCUGCCAGUGGAUUAUUUCAAACUCAGGCAUCAUUUUGCUUUUAAGCACUGGGAGGAGCACAAGCCAUUUAAAGUCCUGGUGCAGCUUAUGGGGUCCAUCCAGCCCUCAGUAAACAUUGAUACAAAACUGCUGAACUGGCAAAGUGCUGACCGGUGGCUACUGGAGAAGUGCAUCAGCGGAAGCCAGGGCAUGUGGAACUUUCGGGCCUUCGUCCAAGGAAUGGCAGGGGAAGAACUGACCAACUUCUGGCUCAUCACUGAAAGGCUCCUGGGGCUUGACGAGUCAGACACGAGGCAGAGGGACCUCUACCUGUCCUUGCUCCACAGGCUGAAAGCCACUUACCUGCGCGAAGGCUCCAGCGUUGUCACUCUCUGCAGGACCAUCGUUGGAUCACUGCCAAAAGCCACGCACAUUCAGCCCGUCAGCACCAGGAGGGAGAUCCUAAGCAAGAUGCAGGAACAGGCCCUCUUUAUGAUUCAGAGUUACUGGCUCCCUAAAUUCUUCAUCCACUGCAAGAAGGGUAUGGAGGAAGAGAAAUCGUGCUGGCCUCUGCUGCAGGAAUAUCGUGAGCGUUUGUUACAGGCCAAUUCGCAGAAGCCCUCAGACCUUUCAGAGAAUCUCUUCACGAUGCAUAUUAAAAAGACUCAGGGUUUGUCAGGGCCCUACUGCAGCAAGAAGGCCAAAGCAGAGAUCUGGACUCUGGUCAAGGAAAGAAAAGACACCCAAGAAAUGAAGAUGUCCACUUUUCAGCUACCAUCCCUGAAAAAGCCAGUCAAGACCUUGAGUUUCCUUCCCUGGGCCCUUAGUGCCGAGAGCUGUGCGGGACGGCCCUUCAGAGACUUCCUGAAGCGCCAGGACUGUUUUGUGGAGACUCGUCUCCUGGAUCUGUGGCAUGACCUGGAGGAAUUUCUGCCCGUGGCACUAGAUCCCAACAGAGAAAAUGGUUUCUUCCUGCGUCAUUUGAUGGGGGAGAAGAUAUGCAAGACCUACCUGGAGGAGGGCACCAUUCAGCAGCUUCCCCUGGAGACCAGAACUCUCAGGAGCUUGCGGGACCAUCUGAUGUCUGGAGAAUUCUCCCCCUGUAUAUUUAGAGCCCAGAAGGAGAUUUGCAAGGUGCUCUGCCGCUUCUACGAGGAAUUUCUGGCUGACGAUGACAGGACAUUCCUCCAGUUUAUGUCUCCGCAGAGCGAUGUCCCAAUGCCCAAGAUGGAAGACCAGGCUGUUGGGAAAGGUGAAUGUUUCCUCCUGUCCCAGCGGAUAAAUGCGUCCCUGAAGCUGAGCCAGGCCUUACAUGGCACAAGGAACUUGGAAGUUCUCUCCGCUGAGCACUGGCAAUUAAUUGCCGCUCGGGAUGCCCGGAAAGGGAGCUCCAUCCAGGCAGAGGUGGACCCUCUCCUGUGCAGGACUGACUCCCAGAAGACGGUAUCAAAUGAGCUGGCUGUGGAUAGCCCAAGCAAAGAAAAAGAGCUUCUGCGUCCCAAAAGCCCAUCAUUUGGUGAGUCCAGUCUAAGCAGGCUAGAAGUAGGGCACUUCGUGAAAGUACUGCACAACCCUGCCCACCUGCAGUUCUUCAAGCAGUUCCUUGAGGAGCGCAAUGCAGAUGAACCACUGCGUUUCUGGAUGGCCGUAGAGAAGCUAGUCUCAGAGACCAACCCCAAGACAAAGAGCUCCCUCAUUAACAGCAUUGUCAGAAAUUAUUUCCAUGCUGAAAUCCCAGCUGAGGAGCAGUUGGACUGCCACAUUUCAAUCAUCAAAGAUAUAAACGAGGCCGAAGUAGUCAGCCCCUUCAUGUUGAUGACAGCACAGAUCUUUGUCCAGCAGGCAAUGGAAAAAAGAUGGUUUAAAGAGUACCAGGACCUGUUCCCCCCAAGCAACAUGCCCAAGUCUAACCUUCGUUUGAAGCAUGGGACAGGGAGCUUCACGACAGACAAGCUGCGGUGGGCCUGGUAUGCCAUUCGCGACAUCGUCAAGAGCAUCUCUAAGUUCCAGAGGGAGAUGGAUAAUGACAAACAGCGUGCGGAGUUUGAGGACUUUCUCCGGCGGGAACUAGGAAAUGAGGAGGAAAACUUGCCCAUCAGCUCAACGCAGAGCGGCAGCACCACGAACUCCUCCCGCUCCCAUGCAGCCCCUGCCAGCACUUCACCAGACAAGGAGGUGGUACUCGUGAAACGUCAGCUGUUUAACAGCCAGCUCAUUACCGUCAACUUCCUGGUCAAUGACCUCCACUUUUAUCUCGAGAUCAACAAGUUUUCCAGGCUGGCGGAUUCAGUUGAAGCUCUGGCAGCCCACAACGUGCAGUCGGAAAAGGAAGUUGCCUUUCUCAAAAGGAAAGCUGCCAUCAUCAGCAAACUUUUCCUGAACUCUGAUAUCCCCCCCAAAUUGCGGGUAAACAUCUCUGAAGAAGAGAGAGAUUUAAUCUGGAGUUUAUCUUCCAAGGGGCUACUGAAUCGUGUCCUCUACCACAGGGCCAAGGUCAUCAUCUUCCCCAUCCUGAUGCACUUCUGGAGAAGGUACCUGUCCCCUCUCUCCCAAAGUGAUGAGGAGCUUUCAGGUCUCCACAAAGGACAGAACACCAAUCUCUUCACCCAGUACAAAAGCCUCGGAAUCAUCCGACAUCUACAGUCCAAGUAA
Charadrius vociferus (killdeer) is the source of this 2799-nucleotide messenger RNA. RefSeq names its product regulator of G-protein signaling like 1 (gene RGSL1). NCBI's taxonomy places the organism in Eukaryota, Metazoa, Chordata, Aves, Charadriiformes, Charadriidae. The record is from RefSeq and is a predicted model, not a curated record. The transcript is spliced from 19 exons. Bases 1 to 2799 code for a protein of 932 amino acids.